UACUCUUUUGGAGUGACACCGGAAAUCCCGGCUCUUAUUUUGAAGUGCACUUCCGUCUGCACCGUCGUCUGCCGCUCCACCGACGGUCGUCCGUUACCGCAUCAGAAGAAAGGACACCGGCGUUGGGCGCUCGGAGUCCAGAUCCGACGAGUUGAACCCGGUGUCGUUAACAUGGAGGAGUCGUUAGCACGAAGUCCCUGUUCCUCCGAACCGGACAGUCCCGGCGGUCUGAACCGAGGCUGCCUCCUGGAUCCGGCUGACGUCAUCUACCAUGAUCUGUCCAUCCUCGUCCCGGAGACACCCAGUCCGCAGCUCGGCAAGAGGAGGAGACGAGGUCGCCUCCUGGAGGAGCCUCGCUCUGACGCGGCGCCGCCGUGGCGACCAGAGCAGCCGCACAGGCCCAAGCGCCGGCGCCUGGCCCGCAGAGACGAGGCCGGGACGGAGCCGGCGCCGCGCUCCGUCCCGGCCUCGUCUCUGCGGGCGCUCCCCCCGGACGGCUGGCUGGAGGCGCCGCUGUCCACUGCGUCCUGCUCCUCCUCCUCCUCCUCCUCCUCCUCCUACCUCACGCCCAUCUCAGAGGAAGAGGUGGAGGCCUCCGCUCUAGAGCACCGUCAGGCUCUUCUUCCCCGGAGGACGGCUUCACCACCACCGUCCUCCUCGUCCUCCUCGUCCUCCCUGUCCUUCCUCACCGCCGAGGAGAGGAGGUGGCUGAGGGGAGAGCAGGCAGACGCCUCCUCAGCUCCGGAGGAGAUCGUCAUCAGUGAUGAUGAGGAGGAGGUUCGCUCGGCUCAGGAGGAGGAAGACGAGGCGAUGGCUCGGAGUCUUCAGGCCCAGUUUGACCUCGAGGAGUCCCGCAGUCGACACCUUCUUCAUCACCAUCAUCAUCAUCAGCAGCUGCACCUCCGGAGCGCCCACAUGUUCCCGCCCUACAUGGAGCCCAGCUGGAUGCCUCAUCUUCUGGCCGCCGUUUCUCCGCUCGUUGCCCCCGACGACGAUCUGAUUGGUCGACACAGAAGACGUGGGCGGGGCCGAAGGAGGAACGCUGAGCCGGAGCUCUCAGAAGACCUCCAGGGGAACGACUACGAGGCUCUUUUGGCCUUUGAGGAACGUCAAGGUUCAGUCGUCUCCCAGAUGUUGAGCCGGAGACGAAUCCAGAUGUUCCCCACCAAGAGCUUCCAGUCAGCCACCGGGGGGGGGAGCACCCAGUGUCAGAUCUGUUUCUGUGACUACACCGACGGGGAGAAGUUGAGGAUACUGCCUUGUUUCCAUGACUACCACGUCCACUGCAUCGACCGAUGGUUGAAGGAGAACACCACGUGUCCCAUCUGCAGAGCGAACCUGGCCCUCUGACCUCUGACCCUCUGACCUCUGUUGACCUCUGUUGACCUCUUGCUGCCGUUUGAAGGUCGACUCGUCUGUUUUUAUUCUGUUUGAUUGUUUUCUGUCUGUCGGCUCAAAUAAAAAGUUACAAUCUG
Messenger RNA from Pungitius pungitius (ninespine stickleback), 1475 nucleotides. RefSeq lists its product as uncharacterized. The record is from RefSeq and is a predicted model, not a curated record. NCBI's taxonomy places the organism in Eukaryota, Metazoa, Chordata, Actinopteri, Perciformes, Gasterosteidae. Gene Ontology annotation, molecular function: ubiquitin protein ligase activity; zinc ion binding. The transcript is spliced from 11 exons. The coding region runs from base 172 to 1350 and encodes 392 amino acids. Gene Ontology annotation, biological process: protein ubiquitination.